CUCAGUCGCUCGCGGUCGCUCGCAGUCACUCCCAGUAGCUCGGCACAAGCACAACGAGAGGCGGGAAGCGACAACCGCUCUUCGAGUUUACAGGUUAGGUACUGGCAAAAUCCCAUUUCCUGGACAGUUGGACACAUCCAUUCGAAAAAAAAGAAUCGUUUCGCGCGAAAUCCCGAGGAGUUUUUUUUAACAGAGUGUGGUGAAUGUGAAUAAUAAAAUAAAUCCAAAAUACGAGUGUGUUCCACUGACACGUAGAAAUAAUCAAGAAUAAUGGCUGCCCUGAAGCAAAUCACCAGCUUGACCAAGGUCUUUAAGGCGAUGACGGCAACCCGGGCGAGCCGGGUCCUCGCCUCUAAGAAUUUUUACACUUAUGUCAAUGAACCCGGAAUGCCGAUUCCGGACAAGGAACCUUGCUGGGUCAAAACUGCCGAAGAAGCCGUCCAAAAAGCUGGAUUAAUGUCAGAUCAAAAAGUAUAUGUCCAGGGAGCAGCAGCAACGCCACUUGAACUUCUCAGAGGUUUGACACAAGUCGGCAAAGGUAGUGAUGUUCGAAAUGUAAAACUAUACCACAUGCACCUCGAGGGUGAAGCCAUUUUUGCAAAGCCUGAAAAUGCAAAACACUUCAAGUCAAUCAGUUUAUUCAUCGGUGGGAACGUAAGGCCGGCUGUGAAUGACGGAAGAGCAGAUUGUAUUCCAAUUUUCCUACACGAAAUCCCAAAGCUGUUUUAUGAGGGUAUCAUCAAGCCAGACAUUGCUCUCAUCCAUGUUUCUCCACCUGAUGAAAUGGGAUAUUGCUCUCUUGGUACCAGUGUCGACAGUGUUAGGUCUGCCGUAAUCCAUUCAAAAAUUAUUGUAGCACAAGUAAAUAAGCAUAUGCCGAGAACCUUUGGUGAUGCAUUAAUCCAUAAAAGUCAUCUGGACAUUGCUCUACUGCAUGAUGAUCCACUCCCUUCUCAUGGUGCCAAGGAGCCAAGCAAAGAGGAGCAGCUGAUUGGAAAGCAUAUCGCAGAAAACCUCGUAGAUGAUGGAGCUACAUUGCAGCUUGGAAUCGGAAGCAUACCAGAUGCUGUCCUUUCUCAGCUCAAGAGUCACAAGGACUUGGGAGUACAUAGUGAAAUGUUUAGUGAUGGUGUUGUGGAUCUUGUCAAUUUAGGCUGCAUUACAAACAGCAAGAAAAAACUUCACCAAGGAAGAAUCGUGGGGUCUUUUUGCGUCGGGACGCAAAAACUGUACAGCUUUAUGCACGAUAAUCCCUUUAUCGAAAUGUUGAGAGUCGAUUACGUAAACGAUCCGAGGGUAGUGGCCCAGCAACCGAAAAUGACGGCCAUUAACUCUUGCAUCGAAGUUGAUAUCACAGGGCAAAUCUGCUCCGACAGUAUCGGAACGAGGAUGUACUCAGGUUUCGGAGGACAAUUAGAUUUCAUUUUUGGAUCUGCGAUGAGCGAAGAUGGCUGUGGAAAACCAAUCAUCGCUCUCAGGUCGACGACGAACAAAGGGGCCAGCAAAAUUCAACCUGUGUUAAAUUUGGGAGCGGGAGUCGUCACAUCAAGAGCUCACGUUCGAUACGUCGUCACGGAGCACGGAAUAGCAAGCCUUUUUGGCAAAACUAUGCAACAGCGAGCGCACGCUUUGAUCCAGGUUGCGCAUCCCAAUCACCGCGAAUCACUAGAAAAAUCUGCGUUCGAACGAUUGAAAGUGAUGCCAGAGCCCUAAAUGUCUAUUGCCAUUUAAACGCCAAAAUUCAUCCAGCUAGAAUUUCGUGAUGAUUGUAAUUCAAUGCAAAUACACAUCAUCAUCGUGCGUGCAUCUUACGAAGCAACCAUUAUACUUUUCACCUUUUUUUCUUUUAACUUUUUUGUCAGAAAGUACUCCAAAUCAGUGCGACGCUCAAUUUGCAAUCAGUCAUUUGUUAUGCGCUACGAAAUAAUUGUUAUACAUCGACUGAAUAGGAUCUGUACGAGAGUGAAUGUACAUUGUACAAAAUAUUAGGGAAUAUCUACCUGAUGUUAUGGGUCGCGUCUCUUACGCAUAGGCAUUUUUUAUAGAGAAAUUUACUAUAAUGUCCUUGUUAUGUACAUGAUCUGCCAGUUUUAUUCCUAGAUUGAUAAAAGUACUAAAAAAAAUCUAGAUUUUUAAAGUUAACUUUCUGGAUAUCGUCAACGAGUGCGUCAUAUUUAAUUCAUUUUUUAAUUUCUUUAAUGAUCCAGACAGAAAUGCCUAUUUAAAUCUAUGGGGAAAUGUAUGGAUAUUUAUGUACGCAACACCUUGCGAAAGGGACAUUGCGCGAAUUAUUAUCAGAUGUGUGUAUUUCUUUAUGUAUAUCUUUAUAUAUACUUUUAAAAAUGUUUCCGCAGCGGUGAUGAUAGAUUGUGGUACAAAGUAUUGCAUCGUUGAAAAGAAUAAUUGUAACAAAGAAAUACGAAAAGAGAAGCCUGAAUGGAUUCCAAGAUUCAAGUUUUCCGUGGAAAAUAGACAUGAAAACGAAUUUAUUUGUACAUAUUUAAUCCUAGAAUUGCGUGGGGCGAUUUUAUUUAUUUUUUAAUUCCGGUAUUGCAGAAACAAAUCCUUGUUCAUAUUUGAAUAAAUAUAAUUAUCUGAAUCCUCUUAAA
This is a messenger RNA of Belonocnema kinseyi, 2609 nucleotides long. RefSeq names its product 4-hydroxybutyrate coenzyme A transferase-like. The transcript has 7 exons. The record is from RefSeq and is a predicted model, not a curated record. Gene Ontology annotation, cellular component: mitochondrion. NCBI's taxonomy places the organism in Eukaryota, Metazoa, Arthropoda, Insecta, Hymenoptera, Cynipidae. The coding region runs from base 271 to 1713 and encodes 480 amino acids. Gene Ontology annotation, molecular function: acetate CoA-transferase activity. Gene Ontology annotation, biological process: acetate metabolic process.